Messenger RNA from Engraulis encrasicolus (European anchovy), 2366 nucleotides. Its product is annotated as aldehyde dehydrogenase family 3 member A2-like. Bases 185 to 1654 code for a protein of 489 amino acids. Gene Ontology annotation, molecular function: aldehyde dehydrogenase (NAD+) activity; 3-chloroallyl aldehyde dehydrogenase activity. Gene Ontology annotation, biological process: aldehyde metabolic process. The record is from RefSeq and is a predicted model, not a curated record. Gene Ontology annotation, cellular component: cytoplasm. The transcript is spliced from 11 exons. NCBI's taxonomy places the organism in Eukaryota, Metazoa, Chordata, Actinopteri, Clupeiformes, Engraulidae.
AAGAACUGGGGUCGGAAAUGUUCCUACUGUCACUGGCUUUCACAUGCGCACACGGAACGACAACAACACAACAGCAAUAGUAAAAGCAGCAGUCGUUAGUUAUCUCCUUCUUUUUGCAGACACUGACUGCAUGACCUCAUAUUUUCCCUGACUAGUCUAUUAACCAGAAUAUUCCCAAUUUGGAAUGUCUUCCAAACAGCAGGUCGUUGAGCAGGCCCGCAAGGCUUUCCAGACGGGGAGAUCUAAAGAGUUGCCCUACAGAAUACAGCAGCUCAAGAACCUCCGGCGGCUGAUCUCAGAGAGGCAAGCAGACAUAGCCGAUGCCCUCAGGAAUGACCUUUAUAAGAGUGAGAAUGGGACGCAGCUGUACGAGAUGAUCGGGCUGGAGGGGGAGAUCAACUUGGCGGUGAGUCGCCUGGCCGAAUGGGCGGCUCCGCGGCCGGUGGAGAAGAGCCUGCUCACCAUCUCGGACGAGGUGUUCAUCCAGCCUGAGCCCCUGGGAGUGGUGCUCAUCAUCGGGGCCUGGAACUACCCCUGGGCCGUCACCCUACAGCCCCUCAUUGGGGCAAUUGCGGCAGGCAAUGCUGCUGUUGUGAAGCCAUCAGAAUUGAGCUCGCACACGUCCAAAGUUAUGGAGGAGCUCCUCUCACAGUAUCUAGACAAGGAGAUGUACCCAGUGGUGACAGGCGGUGUGCCUGAGACGCAGGAGCUACUCCAGCAGCGCUUUGACCACGUCUUCUACACGGGCAGCAGCACUGUGGGCAAACUGGUGAUGGAGGCAGCCGCUCGCCACCUCACCCCCGUCACACUGGAGCUGGGGGGCAAGAGCCCUUGCUACAUCGACAAGGACUGCGACCUCGCCAUUGCCUGUAGGCGUAUUACUUGGGGGAAGUAUGUCAACUGUGGCCAGACCUGCAUUGCACCUGACUACAUCCUCUGUGAGCCCAGCAUUCAGGCACGGGUGAUUGAUGAGAUCACCAAAUGUAUAAAGGAAUUUUAUACAGACGACCCCAAGACGUGUCCGGACUAUGGCCGCAUCAUCAACCAACGCCACUUCCAGAGGCUGAUGGGCCUGGUAGAGGGAAACUCUGUGGUAGUCGGGGGUGACACUGAUGAAUCCCAAUGCUACAUAUCACCGACUGUGUUGACGGGCGUGACGGCCGACUCCAAGGUGAUGCAGGAGGAGAUCUUUGGACCGCUGCUGCCCAUCAUCCCCGUCAGUGGAACACAGGAGGCCAUCUCCUUCGUCAACCACAGGGAGAAGCCCCUGGCCCUCUACGUCUUCUCCUCCAAUAAGAAGGUGAUCAAGCAGUUCAUGUCAGAGACAUCUAGUGGGGCAUUGUUGGCUAACGACUGCCUGGUUCACUACACCGUCAGUGAUUUACCCUUUGGCGGUGUCGGCAACAGCGGCAUGGGCUGCUACCACGGCAAGUACACCUUCGACCAGCUGAGCCACCUCCGCAGCUGCCUCAUCAAGAGGCUGAACAUGGAGGCGGUGAACCAGAUGCGCUACCCGCCGCACACGGCCAAGAAGCUGCAGUGGGCCCGCCUCUUCCUCCUCCGGCAGGUCAACCUGGCGCGCUGGAGACAGAUGGCCAAGGUCGCCGUGCUGGCCGUGCUCGCUGCCUUCGUUGUCCAGAGAUUUUUAAGAUGAGAACUUGAAAAUGAGGCCAGGACACUGAUCCAAGUCUACUGUCUACUGUGUGGGAGUCCCGGCGUGUUCCUGGGUCAUAGUUGGAGAGAGAGAGAAAGGACAACAGAGCAGCCAACCUGCAUGCCCCAGAAUGAACCCCAUGACACAAUCCUGCAACGUCAUGUCAAUGGCGAGAAAGACUCUUAUACUGAUCAGAGAAGCCAGUGACGUAUUAUACCACUGUCAUCCGCAUUGCAGUGGCAUUGUUGUUGUACAUUUGACUAUGUGGUUUCGUGCCUGGACUGUGUUUAAAAUUUGUGUUUUAGAAAUACGUGUAUAUAUACACGUAUAGACUGGCACUGGAACAAUAUGUCAGUUUGAACUGCUUUGGGUUAAUAGGAAUGGCUCGUGCUUUGUUUUACAAUUUCCAAGUCAUUCAUUAUCGCUGUUCAUUAUCACUUUAAGGUCAAUGACACAUCAGUUGUGUGAUUAUGUCACUAUGUCUUUAUUAUAUUACUCCAUAUUAGUGAAUUGUCAUUUCGCAUGAAGGCUUACUUAUUUUGGUCUGGCCAUUUGAUUCCAUUCAAGAAUCAAGACACAAACUUUGUUGACUGUUUUGAUUAGCUACAACCACUACAUUCAUUUCAUAUUUACAAACUGACUGUAAGUAAAUAUGUAUAAAAGAAACUCAUGUUUCAACCAAAUUAACAUAAUAAAUAUAUGUUUGUAUGAA